AUGGCUUCCAACGCGCCCUCGCAUGACAGCGCCGCGCCGCGCAGCGCGACCAGCGGCGACCGCCCAAAGAAGCGGCGCCUUAGAGAAGUGUUCGAGCAACGCCUUCGUGAGACAGAUGAUCUCGCGACCUGCCACCAAGAGUCGCAGGCAGACCCAAGUCAGCUGACGCUCGACCUGCAAGGAAAAAGGCUGGUGUCCAUCCCAGAAACGAGGGUGGCAUACCAAUACCGCCACAACGAUAUCAGCUUCCUGGAGACGCCGGACCAGGAGAUAAACUGGUACGCGCAUGACCCGCAGCGGCCGCCGAAGAUGGCUGCGUAUUGCCUGAAGGGCGAUGCGGACGAUAAGUCCAUCAAUGCUCUGGCCCGCACGAUCGCGCAUUUGUGCAAGAAGCACAACGCUCCAAUUUGGAACGCCAAAUUGGAGCUUGAACCGCCUGCUGUCCGCAAUCGCCAUGUUGCGCAGAUCGACAAGAUGAACCGAGAUGCGCAGAUCGCCAAGGAGAACCGGCGUGUGGGCAGUCAAGCCCUGCUCGGCGCCGCCGGGGGCCAGAACCUCGACAACGCCGGAGCGCCCGCAACCCCCGCAACCCCCGCAGAGGACCCCGUGACCUGCGCCCACUGUCGCAAGCCCGGUCACGAAGUUGCUCAUUGUGCCAUCCCGGAUGAGCUCUACGGUUCGAUUCGAGCGUGUCCCGAGUGCAACACAAAGGACCACACCUUGGACGACUGCCCCGUUCUCGCCGGGGGAAAGCUGAAGGACCCGGUCUUCCUGACAAAGCUGUUGACGCUCGUACUGACGCAACGGGGGAACAAGCCGCAGUUCGACACCAAAAAGUGGGCUUUUUACGACGUGCUGGACAUCGCGGUCGGUCUGGGCGUCGUACAUGACACCAGCCAAGUCUUCACGUGGCCGUGGAGCAACGCUUUCGCAAGGGCGAUGAAUGCCGUCAAGGCGGACGGCGCCCUGCUUGGAGCUCAGAAGCACCCCAGGAUGUUUAAUACUGGGGCCGACAAGCUGAGCGAUCUGCCGGUGGACCCGCUGUUCGCUGGCAAGACGGUGGCGCAGGUCCUCGAGAUGAGGGCCGCCGGCACGCUGGACUCCGACCGGCCCGAAGUACGCGCCGAGGUGCGAGAGUCACUCAAGCACGUCAAGCCAAAGGGGGAGGAGGUCUAG
Molecule: messenger RNA, 1176 nt
Organism: Thermothielavioides terrestris NRRL 8126
Lineage: Eukaryota; Fungi; Ascomycota; Sordariomycetes; Sordariales; Chaetomiaceae
Exons: 2
Coding region: 1-1176 (391 amino acids)
Molecular function (GO): nucleic acid binding; zinc ion binding
Source: RefSeq, a predicted model, not a curated record